UAAAAAGCCAAAUUUCUGAAUGAGCGCUUAACCCCGCUGCUCGCUCCUGCCGCCAACGACAAACCGUCCUCUGCCGCCAUCAACGGCGAAGCCGUUCUUAGUACGCUUUGACCCUUGGUUGGCAUCUUCCUUUCAAAAUAUUGGUUGUCCACGAUGAUGUUGCUUUAUCCUUUGAUGACUAUAUAUUAUAAUAUUCUGUUUUCAUUAGCAUCAAGACUGAUAUGCAUCAUGUACUCCAAGCUGAUGACUGUUUCUUGACUGAAUAUUUUUAUAGCUUCUACCUUGUGCCAUUAAUGCAGCAUGUCUGCUCUUGUAGAUGCUGGAAUUCCUAUGAAGCAUCUUCCUGUUGCCAUAUGUUGCUGGUUGGCAGAAAGUAGGUAUGUGAUUCUGGACCACACGAAGUUAGAAGAGCAGAAAAUGAAGGCAUUUGCUUAUUUAGUCUUUCCAAACUCAGUUCUCUCGGUCCUCCGAAAAGGAUUGUCAUUGGUGGAAGAUGAACCCAUGGAGCAUGGGAUCAUUACAUCUGUUACACAUGGUGUGCAAUGUCAGUGGACGACUAUUUUCUCUGCCUCAAAAGAGGGCAUGCUGCGAGUGCAACGUUGUCUGAUUUUCUGAGGAGCUUGCAAUCACAAUUCCCAAGAGACUCAUCCAAAGCAGGGUGAUUUCAUGGUAACAGACUGAACGUUUUUCACAUAAUUCUCCGCUGGUUUGUUCAGAUUAUCAUGAGAUUGUUAUUUGAUGAGAUUGUAUGCCUGAAUGAGAACUCUUGGUGUAACAUCAAAUGGUACCAAAACCUUUUGUAAUAGUAGGGGGUUUUGAUCCCACAACAUAGCCUGCUCAUUGUACUGGGGAGCACUUUUCAAUAUAUUGCAGAAAUCUCAUUUUUGGUCGUU
Mangifera indica (mango) is the source of this 893-nucleotide messenger RNA. RefSeq names its product exosome complex exonuclease RRP46 homolog. The transcript has 5 exons. The coding region runs from base 301 to 615 and encodes 104 amino acids. The record is from RefSeq and is a predicted model, not a curated record. Lineage: Eukaryota; Viridiplantae; Streptophyta; Magnoliopsida; Sapindales; Anacardiaceae. Gene Ontology annotation, biological process: U4 snRNA 3'-end processing; nuclear mRNA surveillance; poly(A)-dependent snoRNA 3'-end processing. Gene Ontology annotation, cellular component: nucleolus; cytoplasmic exosome (RNase complex); nuclear exosome (RNase complex).